AUGGGUCGGAGGGAGGCGGUGCUACGAGCAGCAGCAGACGAGCUAGCGAAGGAAGGGAUCGAGGCCUUGCCUGUCAUGGGUGAUGUGAGGCGAAAAGAAGACGCACACAGCGCCGUGGCUGCUACUGUGGAGAGAUACGGCCGCCUAGACGUUCUCAUCAAUGGCGCCGCUGGAAACUUUCUGGCAGCUGCGGAAGACCUUUCAGUGAAUGGCUUUCGAACAGUGCUUGACAUCGAUGCCAUGGGUACAUUCAACAUGUGCCUGGCUGCCAGGCCAUUCCUGCAGAGGGGGGCGCGUGGCAGGGCGGAGGAGGAGGGAGGGGGAUCCAUUAUAAACAUCAGCGCUACUCUGCACUACACCGCUGCUUGGUACCAAGUGCACGUCUCGGCUGCUAAGGCUGCAGUGGAUGCCACCACCCGGUCCUUAGCCCUCGAGUGGGCAACGGACUACGGCAUCCGAACCAAUGCGAUAGCUCCGGGGCCGAUAGGUUCGACGCCAGGCAUGGCGAAGCUGGCGCCGUCAGAGCUGGGCAUCGAUGCCGGGGAGCUCAACCCGAUGCAGCGCAUGGGUGACCCUUGGGACAUUGCUAUGGCUGCUCUCUACCUCACAGCAGACACGGGGAAGUAUGUGAACGGAGCAACGCUGGUGGUGGAUGGGGGGGGCUGGCUGUACCAGCCGCGUGUGUUUGACAAGGAGGUCAUCCGGGAGGUGUCGCGUGCCGUGGAGCGCCGAUCCAGGCAGGUUGUAUCUGGGCCAGGCGCAUCUGGUUCUUCACAGGGUCAACACCGGAGCAAGCUUUGA
Messenger RNA from Closterium sp. Naga37s-1, 801 nucleotides. Lineage: Eukaryota; Viridiplantae; Streptophyta; Zygnematophyceae; Desmidiales; Closteriaceae. The record is from the annotation of a GenBank genome assembly.